AUUUCAAUCUAAACCAAAUUAUAUUUAAAAUAUCUCCAAAUCAAAUUGAAUACUUCGGUUCGAUGUUUGAUUUUUCAGCAAAUUAGUUAGUGUACCCCUACGCCCAAUUGAAGCCCAUUGUCCACCAACAUUUUACCCUUCUCUCUUUCAGUUUUUCAGUAUUCGCAAUCGCAGCAGCCAAUGACUGAUCGUCUAUCAAUGGCCUCAUUCACAACUACUACUGCAGCCGCCGCCGCUGCAUCAGCCGCCUCUCGUCUUCUCCCUUCAUCAUCUUCCUCCAUUUCUCGUCUUUCUCUCUCCUCUUCUUCUUCUCAUUCGCUCAAAUGUCUCCGAUCUUCUCCUCUCGUCUCUCAUCUCUUCCUUCAUCAGAGAGGAAGUUUGAAUUAUGUGACGAAGACGAGGUUUAGCACUAAAUGUUAUGCUUCGGAUCCUGCUCAGUUGAAGAAUGCCAGAGAAGAUAUUAAAGACCUUCUUAAGACCACUUUUUGUCAUCCAAUCAUGGUUCGAUUAGGUUGGCAUGAUGCUGGUACUUAUAAUAAGGACAUUGAAGAAUGGCCACAAAGAGGUGGAGCAAAUGGUAGUCUCAGGUUUGAGGUUGAGCUCAAACACGGAGCUAAUGCAGGUCUUGUAAACGCUUUGAAACUUCUCCAGCCCAUAAAAGAGAAGUACUCCGGAGUUACAUAUGCUGAUCUAUUCCAAUUGGCUAGUGCUACUGCAAUUGAGGAGGCUGGCGGUCCUAAGAUACCCAUGAAGUAUGGAAGGGUUGACGUGACAGGGCCAGAGCAGUGCCCAGAAGAAGGAAGACUUCCUGAUGCUGGACCUCCUUCACCUGCUCAACAUCUACGUGAUGUUUUCUACAGAAUGGGUUUGAAUGAUAAGGAAAUUGUAGCAUUAUCUGGAGCACAUACAUUGGGAAGGUCCAGACCUGAACGCAGCGGCUGGGGAAAGCCAGAGACUAAAUACACGAAAGAUGGACCUGGAGCUCCAGGUGGACAGUCCUGGACAGUGCAAUGGUUGAAGUUUGAUAACUCUUAUUUUAAGGAUAUCAAAGAAAAGAUCGAUGAGGAUUUGCUUGUUUUGCCAACUGAUGCUGUUCUUUUCGAGGAUCCAUCUUUCAAGGUGUAUGCUGAGAAAUAUGCAGUUGAUCAAGAGGCAUUUUUCAAGGAUUAUGCUGAAGCCCAUGCCAAGCUCAGCAACCUUGGAGCCAAGUUUGACCCUCCUGAGGGUAUCUCCCUAGAUGAAAGCCCUGCUGAAGCAGUUCCAGAGAAGUUUGUAGCCGCUAAGUACUCAUCGGGCAAGGAUUAAUUAUUAACACAAAAGAUCAUAUUUUUCGUGACUUUUGCCUCUUAAUAAUACAAGAUGAAGCUAUAUUUGUGUGUAGUCACACCUUAAAAACUUGGAAGUCUUAUUGCUGAAGAAGAAUAAAUUCAAAUGAGUGUUGUGUGUUUGCUUAUUUGAACUUGCAGAGAGAGCUAUCGGAUUCUAUGAAGCAGAAGAUUCGCGCAGAAUAUGAAGGUUUUGGUGGUACCCCUGAUAAGCCUCUUCCAACUAACUAUUUUCUCAACAUUAUCAUUGUUAUUGGAGUUUUGGCAGUUCUAUCAUAUCUUGCAGGAUAUGUAUGAUUUCAUGAGGUUUUCCCUACGGCUUCCUUUUAAUGUGAAUUGCAUUCUUAUUUCAUACUUGAUAUUUUGAUGGCCUCCGAUUCGAGUUGUGUGAAUUGGAAGAAAUCCAAAUCAUAUGCAAGAGUAAUUAUUCAUCUCA
This is a messenger RNA of Amaranthus tricolor (Joseph's coat), 1761 nucleotides long. Its product is annotated as probable L-ascorbate peroxidase 6, chloroplastic/mitochondrial. Gene Ontology annotation, biological process: cellular response to oxidative stress; hydrogen peroxide catabolic process; response to reactive oxygen species. The transcript has 12 exons. Gene Ontology annotation, molecular function: heme binding; peroxidase activity. The record is from RefSeq and is a predicted model, not a curated record. Lineage: Eukaryota; Viridiplantae; Streptophyta; Magnoliopsida; Caryophyllales; Amaranthaceae. The coding region runs from base 181 to 1305 and encodes 374 amino acids.